Molecule: messenger RNA, 2996 nt
Organism: Chara braunii
Lineage: Eukaryota; Viridiplantae; Streptophyta; Charophyceae; Charales; Characeae
Source: the annotation of a GenBank genome assembly
GAGAGACUGCCCGCAUAGGCAGAUUGGGAGAGGCUGGCAAGGCCAAGGUCGGGGGAGCUACGGAUCAGGAAGCUAUGGACAAGCUGCUUACAACCAGCCUAGAAGGAAUGAUGAUGAAGAUUGGAUGAACAGGCUGCUAUCGUUCGUUGAAAGCCAGCAACUAGAGGCAGCGGAGAAGAAGAGGGUUGAACACGAGAAAAAGAGGCAGGAAGAAGAGAAGCAGAGGGUAGAAGAAGCUAAGCAGAGAGAGGAAGCAGAAAAACAGCGGGUGCAGGCAAUUAUGGAAGCAACAGCGGCGCAAGGGUUCACUAAGGAAAUGGCAGCCCUAGAAGAGAAGAUCAAGGAACACGUGAACACGAAGAUUACAGUGUCGGAGGAGAAGAAUGCAAGGUUGCAAGACAGCUUAUUGCGGUUCCUGGAGCGAACGGAUGGAGAUGGGCAAAGGAGGACCAGGACUGAACCAUGCCCAAAUCCGAAAAGAAGGUUAGAUUUAGAUGGUUUUGAGCGGGAGGCUGAUGCUGUAGAAAGAAGUGCAGCUACACCAGUACCAAGAAGAGAACGGCGUUCACGAGGAAAGGGAAAGAGUCGGCUGCCGGAGUUCAAGACCAAGACUACAAGAAGGGCCCUGAAGGAGAAGUUAGCCGCGGUGAUCAAGAAGAAGACGGGAGUCAAUAUAAGAUUGAAGGUUAGUGUGGGAGUGACGUAUAGCCACAAGCUGAAAAAGAGGACGAUCCACGACAUGGUAGUCUUAUGUGUGGAGAAGAGCAAAAUUCACCCUGUUUUGAAAUCAGUGCUGCGACGCAGGGUGAGAGUGGUGUGGAGAAAGAACAAGACGGUGGAGCAGACCUUGACUAACCACCGGAAGACAGCGAGGGAGGAGACGGGGAUGUGUACCUGCAGCGAGGACCGACUACCAAGUAUGGAAGGGCAUGCGCUGACGCGGAUUGUGCAGUGCCCAGAGGCUCCGACGUUUCUGCACAAUGGGAAGAACAUACUGCAAAGCGAUGCAGGUGUAAAAUCGUUGGAAGUGCAGCGGGCUGUAGGACGGUCGUUGGGAAUGGUUAUGAGAAGGGAGCUGUACCAGGUGGCUGGUGCAGACUGUUUCCGGGAAAUAAUUUCCGACCGUAUAGAAACGAGGCCAGCGUGCUCGGAGGAAAGAGCACGGGAGCUGGCGGUGAAGUGGAACCACCUGGUGGUGGUCCCGGUGGAUAGAAACCCUAGGGACCUAGUGAUCAUGUGUCCGGCGACUUACCACCACGGCCUUCAGAUGAUGUUCAACCUCAAUGUCGCCUACCGCCAAGUUUUGGGACAGUCCGAGAAAAAGGUGCUUUCGGUACUAAGAGCAGAGUUCAAGAAGGUUGAUCUCGACAAGUUAGGAGCGUGGAACCCAGCGGCUAAGCUUGGCCAAGCAUAUGUCUUGCCGAAACAUAAGGACCUGACGAGGUGGAAGCCUAUUGCACCGGCAAAUACGGAAGGCUCCAAGACUGCAGGGAGGAGGCUAGCGCGGGCGCUUAACUUCUUGCUCGAGAAAGUCCCAGGAGCCAAGCACUUUAACCUGAAGGCCACGGCGUUGCUGAAGCAGAACUUGGAGGUAGCUGGGAGAAGACUUAGUGUCUACGGGGAGAAGUCGAUGGCGCUGAUAGCUAGCUUCGACAUCCAGGAGAUGUUCACGUCGCUACCUCAUCAAGAGAUUGCCCAAGUUGUUGAUUGGCUGCUGCAGCAGUGGGAGAUGAGGGGAGUGUGCAGGCUGAGCCUGAGUAAAAGAGGCCGUGAGGUAGCCCUUAGCCGGAAGAGCCCGGGGCCAGGUUACGUAAUGGUCAAGUUCUCCCAAAUCCGGCAGAUGGUCAGCUAUGAAUUGGAGAAUACAUACAUUCUGUGCAGAAAAAUGAUUCUCAAGCAGGUGGUGGGAAUACCCAUGGGGAAGAAUUCCAGCCCAUCACUAGCGUGUGUGCUGUGUGCGAAGCAAGAGGUCGAUUUCUUAAGCUCGCUGGGAGCGGAUCAGAGGAUAGUACAUGGAGUCAGGCUCGUAGACGAUGUCACAGUGGCAAUUGCCUGUGAUAUGGAUGACUGUCGGAGUAUAGCAGCAGCGAAAAGCAUUUGCCAUAAUUUUGGAAGAGCUUAUGGGGAACAACUUGAGCUGGUGAGGACAAAUGAUGGCACCAACUCUUGGGACUUUUUGGGGACCAGGGUUGCGGCACUACCAGGUCCGAUCACGUUUGCAAUCCGACCUAAACAAAAGAAUGAGGGAGCGUCGGUAGAUGAUCCCCUCGCCUUCAGAUGUUUCCAAGACUUUGACUCGUACUCGGAGAAGCGAGCGAAGGCAGGCACGGUAAUUGCAGUGCUCCACAAAAUCAAGCAGCAUGCGAGCGACCCAUCAACGGGGGUCCAUACGACACUAUCUGUCAGCAUAGAGCUCGGGCGCCGGGGAUACCCCCCGGCGCUCUUCUCCAAUGCUCUGGCGGCUUUUGCCAGAGCCACCGGCCAGUUCGGGGCAGCGUUGAAGACGCUGACUGAACAGCCGGUUAAGCUUUUGAAGGGAAGAAUCGCAAGAGGAGAGGCAGGGAGUAGCGAGAGGCAGGGAUAGGGAAACCUUAGAGGGGAAAUGUAGGGCAGUAGUAGUAGACAGCGGCGUCCCGGUCCCGACUUAGGACCGGGUUGUACACUAGUUACGUGCGAGGGUCAAGAGCAGAACGGAGAUGAGAGGGGUAGUCCCCGGUCCCGAGCGCUGGGAACCGGGCUGUAUGCUAAGUUUGCAUGGGAAGGUUCGGGGGCUGUCAGAGGUAGGGGGCGGGGGAGUGGUGCAGCAGAGUCGGGGAGAAAACGGGGUAACAAGGAAGACACGGGGGAGGGAUAGUAGGGUAGGCUAGUAGUAGGCAGCUUGACGUGGAGUAGUUAGGAAAGAGGUCGAAAUCGUCACGGGCCAGCAGGGCCAGAACUGAGUGGCUGGGGGUGAUCCAGAUUCGUUGGUACCUAGAGAAUAAAGCUGACUAGGUGCG